Messenger RNA from Oikopleura dioica, 516 nucleotides. NCBI's taxonomy places the organism in Eukaryota, Metazoa, Chordata, Appendicularia, Copelata, Oikopleuridae. The record is from the annotation of a GenBank genome assembly.
AUGAUCCUGCAUCUUGACAACCUGAGUAGCGUAGAAGGACAAGCUAAUCCCGAGAUCUCGAUCAAAACUGAAAAGUGCAAUAUCUGCCCAAAGGACUGCAUCUCGCAGCCUGAGCCCGGCAAGUGCUGUCCAACGUGCCAUUGCGGUCCCCUUGGUCCGCGAGAUUGGGAUCCGAGUGGCAGAAGUGGUGAACCUCAAGAAUCCCAGCUCAGGGCCCGACAAAAGCAAGCUUGGUGGUUUUACGACAAGAAAUGUAUCUGCAACAAGGGAGUCAUCCAGUGCGACGAUAAUGCUUUUCCGCCAUCUCCGUUCAGGCCCAAAGACUGCCAGGAGCCGAAUGACCCUUCGGUGACCCAUCAACAUGGCCAUGAAUGGACAAAUCCUGAAGAGGAGUGCGAAAGUUGCGAGUGCAGAGAUGGGCAGAUUACAUGCUCUAAACGCUGUCCAGAGCUAAAUUGUCCAAAUGAGCAGUAUCCAGGGAUGUUGAUAGAAACUCAAGUCAAUAUCUGCCAUUAA